GCCCGUUUAAAGGGCAGCGGCGGGAGGGUGGUGGCGGUAGAGCCGGCUGGGGAAGGUGAGGUGGUGUUGCUGCUGGGAUCUGCUUUCCGUCCAGGUGCAAAGAUGGGGUUCUUUACCUUUAUCAAGGUGAUGAUGAUCCUCUUCAACCUGGCCAUCUUUCUCAGUGGCGGGGCCCUCCUAGGAGUUGGCAUCUGGGUCAAAGUGGAUGGACAGUCAUUCCUGGAUAUAUUUGGGGCGCUCUCCUCCAGUGUCCUGCAGGUUGUGAAUGUGAGCUAUGUUCUCAUCGUCCUUGGUGCCAUCCUGCUGAUCAUCGGCUUCCUCGGGUGCUAUGGUGCCCAGAGGGAGAGCAAAUGUCUCCUGAUGAUGUUCUUCUCAGUGGUGCUCAUCAUCUUCAUCGCUGAAGUUGCUGUUGCUGUGGUGGCUCUGGUCUACACAAGUCUUGCAGAGUCGCUGCUGUCGGCUGUGGUGGCCCCUGUCCUGAAGGAGCAGUACGGGAAGGAUAAGACUUUCACUACUAUCUGGAAUACCACCAUGACAGAGGUCCGUUGCUGUGGCCUGAAUAACUACACAGACUUCACUGACUCUGUCUGGUAUGAGAAAACUGGGAGCUACCCCCACCAGUGCUGUGGCUUUGUUAACUCGACUUCGGUGUGCAACGCCACGUUAGCCGCAGAGAGGAGCGUGACGGGUUGUUUUGACCAGAUCCUGAAAGAAAUCAGGACUAAUGCGGGAGUGGCGGGUGGCGUGGCAGCUGGCAUCGGUGCCUUGGAGAUUGCAGCCAUGGCGGUUUCCAUGUACCUGUACUGUCGGCUGGACGAGAAGUGAUCCCGCGGGGCAGGAAGAUGAUCUGCCCCCUGCCCGUGCUGGGGUGCACCCGUGGCGUGCCAUGCUCCUGGGGGGACCCCAUCCCUCCCUGGGUCUCGAUGCUGUCCUAUGCACUGUGAUUUAUAGCUGUACUCUGAUCUACUGAGCUGGGAUCUGUAGAGUUUGUGUAUAUUUUUGUACUGAUACGGCACACUGAGUCUGUACAUAGUGACUUGGGGUGGUUUUCGAAGGAGGGGGGUUGGGGUGGGAGAAGCUGUUUUGGUCUGUUUAGCUGAUGUCAGCAGGAGAUAAAGCAGCACCGGGGCCAUUCAGGGCUGCUGAUCUGGCACUGGCACAGCAAUGCCUUGUAAAACUCUUGCAGGUGGGUGCUGUACCUCUGCCACGCUGUCCCUAGUGUUCACCUGAGUGGGAGCUGGCAGGGCAGGGAGCUGGCCUAUGCCCCCCUGCUUCCCUCUACUGAGGUAACUACCACCCUCUAGGUGGAAACUACACCCUCACAGGGUGAGGUAUCUACCCCUGCACCCAUUUUCUGUCAGUACUGACCCUGUUGCCAUGUUGUCCCCUGAAAGAGGGGCUGGCUGGUCUCUGCCCCUGCCCUGGCAUGAAGACAGCCCUGGUGGUCCCUGGCCCUGCAGGGGCUGGGGCUACCCCCUGUGUGCCUCGUGUCAUUUCGUGGGUGAGCCCCUCUCCAUGCUGUAAAUGAAUGCAAAUAAAUUUUUCAUCUUGGAUUAAAUAA
Messenger RNA from Myiozetetes cayanensis, 1561 nucleotides. RefSeq names its product tetraspanin 1 (gene TSPAN1). The transcript is spliced from 8 exons. The coding region runs from base 103 to 825 and encodes 240 amino acids. The record is from RefSeq and is a predicted model, not a curated record. Gene Ontology annotation, cellular component: membrane. Lineage: Eukaryota; Metazoa; Chordata; Aves; Passeriformes; Tyrannidae.